Molecule: messenger RNA, 333 nt
Organism: Uloborus diversus
Lineage: Eukaryota; Metazoa; Arthropoda; Arachnida; Araneae; Uloboridae
Product: glycine-rich protein-like
Exons: 2
Coding region: 1-333 (110 amino acids)
Source: RefSeq, a predicted model, not a curated record
AUGAUUCAUUUGAUCAUCCUAGCUCUAACAGUUUUGUCUUCCCCGCACCUAACCAAAGCGGGUGGUGGUUACUACGGCAGCGUCGGACCUGCCUAUGGAGCUGUAAAGGGCCUCGGCUACGGGGGAAUCGGAGGCCUGGGUCCCGCAGCGGGCCUAGGCUUCGGCUUGUUUCCGGGAUUGAUCGGAUUUCCAGGGAUUGGUGGCCUAGGCUUAGGCGCCGGCUUAGGUUACGGAUUAGGUAAAUCUCCUGCGCUUGCAUACGGUGGCUACCCACUGUUGGGUGGAUAUGGUGUGGGACGAGGACUUGGUUAUGGACCUGGUGUAGUUGGAUGA